ACAUGAGGACCGAAUGCAAGUGCCACGGCCUGUCGGGCUCCUGCGCGGUCAGGACCUGCUGGAAGAAGAUGCCCCACUUCCGAGAGGUGGGGAGCCGCCUGUUGGAUCGCUUCAACGGGGCCUUCAAGGUGAUGGGGGGCAACGACGGGAAGACCCUGAUCCCGGUCGGGCAGAACAUCAAGCAGCCCGACAAACACGACCUGAUCUACUCCGCGGAGUCCCCGGACUUCUGCCUCCCGAACCGGAGGACAGGCUCCCCCGGCACCCGAGGCCGGGCCUGCAACGGCACGGCUUUGGACGUGAGCGGCUGCGACCUGCUCUGCUGCGGCCGCGGCCACCGGGAGCAGACGGUCAGCUUCGAGGAGAACUGCCAGUGCCGCUUCCACUGGUGCUGCGUGGUCCAGUGCAGGCAGUGCACCGUCAGGAAGGAGCUGAGCGUCUGCUUGUAG
Callorhinchus milii (elephant shark) is the source of this 449-nucleotide messenger RNA. Its product is annotated as protein Wnt-6-like. Lineage: Eukaryota; Metazoa; Chordata; Chondrichthyes; Chimaeriformes; Callorhinchidae. Gene Ontology annotation, cellular component: extracellular region. Bases 3 to 449 code for a protein of 148 amino acids. The record is from RefSeq and is a predicted model, not a curated record. Gene Ontology annotation, biological process: neuron differentiation; canonical Wnt signaling pathway; multicellular organism development. The transcript has a single exon. Gene Ontology annotation, molecular function: cytokine activity; frizzled binding.